This is a messenger RNA of Amaranthus tricolor (Joseph's coat), 2747 nucleotides long. RefSeq names its product BTB/POZ domain-containing protein At2g24240-like. Bases 376 to 1770 code for a protein of 464 amino acids. The record is from RefSeq and is a predicted model, not a curated record. Gene Ontology annotation, biological process: protein homooligomerization. Gene Ontology annotation, molecular function: protein binding. NCBI's taxonomy places the organism in Eukaryota, Viridiplantae, Streptophyta, Magnoliopsida, Caryophyllales, Amaranthaceae. The transcript has a single exon.
AGUAUUUCAACUGCUCACAUUCUCUUCCUCCACUAGUCCCCACCAAUAGGCAAAUGGGCAAUGUGUUCUUUCUCUCUCUAACAAGUUUUUGUUUUUAAAUUUCAAAUCAAACUCCAUUUUAGUUUUUAACCCAUCGUAUCUCUUUAUGUUUAUCUCUCUAUUUAUAAUAUACUUCUACUAGGAGGAGGAAAAGGAGGAGUAUUUUCCAUUUUGUCAGCUCAUCUCUGUAAUUGUAUGACUCUUGAUAUUUUGUCAAUUCCUUUUUUGGGAAGCUAAGGAUUUCCCCAAUUAUUUUCUUGGAUUUUGGAAUUAGGAUCAUUCAAUCAGGAACUAGUCUAUUGUUCUGAUUUAUUUCUGGGAGUGGGAUCUUUGAAUAUGGUAAGCUUAGGGAUUUCAAUCCCAAAUGAUUUGGUUACUUUCAAUGUUGGUGGAAAAAUCUUUGAAACCACUUCAACAACGCUAGCCAAUGCGGGUCGUAAUUCCUUCUUUGGGGCUCUCUUUGAUCAGGAUUGGAAUCUUGACCUUCAUCAUCAGCAAUUGCAAUCACCAAUUUUUAUUGAUCGUAAUCCAGAUUGUUUUGCUGUGUUGCUUGACCUUCUCCGAACCGGGGAGCUCUAUGUUCCCCCUCAUCUUCCUCACAAGCUUCUUUUCAAAGAAGCCCAAUUCUAUGGUCUUUCUGACCAUGUUCGGGCGGCUAAAUGGGGUCCUUUUGAUGGUAAUUGCCUCCGUUUAACUACAUCUAUCACUGGGCGUGCUCCUGGAGAUGGAACCGCCAUCCGGGCUGGACCUGAUGGAGGUUGUUGUGUGGCUCAUGGGUGCAUGGUCCAUGUUUAUGAUUGGAUGUUAGAGGAACACCCUCCCUUGCAUUUAGACUACCAGAUUGUUAACGAUGUGGGAUGGAUGGAUGCGAAUCAUAUUGUGGUUAGCGCCUGCGAAAGGCUAGGCCGAGCAGACGGAGGCAUGGGUCUGUUCAAUGCGGCUAAUGGUGAGCUGCGACAUAAGUUCCAAGUUCAACAUGAAAACCAAGUCAAGAGUUUUACUGCAGGGGCUUUGGCCUUCAGUAGUAGCAGCUAUAAAAAGAUCUACUCAAGCUGUAAGGGUAGGAGCAAUGAAUAUGGAAUUGGGGUGUGGGAUCAGGAGACAGGACAACAGGUUGAUUUCUUCUACGAACCGUUAGGAUGGUCUCUCGGGGAUGCAGACCGGUUGCAAUGGCUACCAGCUUCCAACUGUCUCCUGGUAGCCACCCUUUUCCCUAGGAAGGAUAACUGUUAUAUCAGUUUGUUGGAUUUCAGGUCGAAAUCCAUGGUCUGGUCCUGGUCUGAUAUUGGGGCCUCGGGACCCAAUCCCCUUUUGGUCGAUGAUAAGCGUGUAAGGGAUGCACUUGCCAUGGAGGAUGCCUGCUCCAUAUGUGUUGUAAACGAGUUUGAAGAUUUGGGGUUUAUAGACCUUCGAAGCUCUGCUUCUAGUGUUAGGUGGAGCUCUAGGAGCCGUCUUGUUAAUGCUAUGAAAGCCAAUAAGAGGAUGCAACUAGCCGAAGAUGAACCUUGCUAUCCUAAGCUUGCUUUUCAUGACUCCCAGCUCUUCUCGUCCAUGAAUGAUUCUAUAUCUGUUUUCUCUGGCCCCGACUGGGUGUUGACCUCUCGGCUCAGGCGGGGAUAUGGUGGUCCUAUCUGCGACUUCUCCAUUGGUGGGGAUCGCCUUUUUGCCCUUCACAGUGAAGAAAAUGUGUUUGAUGUUUGGGAGGCUCCUCCUUCCUCGAACACCUUAUAACUUUAUACUUUAGUUUCUCCUCCGAUUACUAAACUUAACAUACAUGUGUGUACGUACAUAAAUAUGAGUCUUCUGUUUUACUCCCUCCCCUAACCAUUUACGCAAUAUGUGAAAUUUGUUUGAGCAGCUUGUUGCUGAGUCUGUAUGGCUGUUGGCUGUUGGCUGCUGCUAGUAGUUUAGGGUAUUAUACUAGAAGAAAUGACAUUAUACAAGGCCUGAUUCAAUAAAAAUGGUGGCCUAUAGUUUUGUGUGAUUGAGAAAGCUUUUGAGUUUUGAUAGUGCUACUGCUACAUUCUAGAUUCAGAAUUCUGUUAGCUGAAUCGUACUAAUGUGUUGUUUGAAGUACAUAUUUUUGUUCAUUGCUGAGCCUGAGCUCGAGCCGAGAGUCUCUUUGGCCGCACUCUCCUCCAUGGGUAUGAGUUGCCAUCGUUCUUUCCUCCCAAGACCCUGAUCAUAGUUCUCUAUGAGCGGGAUACACUAACUAUGACGAUGAUGAGCCUGAGCCAUGCUGUGGCAUUUUGAUGAAAAAUACAGUGAACUUUCUGUCAUUCAUGUACAAUGUGUAUUUUAUAUGCUUUAAUUAUUACAUCAAUGUUAAUCAAAAUCAAGCUUCAAAAUCUGCAAACGGAUUGUUUCUCGCAAAUCGGAAAAAACGAAUUGCAUUCAGUCUUGUACUAAUUUGAGAAAAUUGUGAAUUCACAAUGACGGAAAGGCAGGAUCGAUUUCAACUAAACUUAGUAACAAGAAAAACCCAUGAAGGAUGACAAAGUGGUUCAAUUCAAGUUGGUUGCUAUGCUGUUAUCUGUAGCAUCAAAUCUCCAAUAAUAACUAAUAACUAAUAAUUGCCUUAUAAGGAAAAGCAAACAGUGAUAUCUCUAUUCUGUUCUAAUCAGAUUAGAGACCUUGGUUUACAAUCUCUAAUCAUUUUUAAACUUUACUUUCAUUUAAAGCAAACACAUAAGCUUAGUUUGUCCCAC